AUGCUGGUGCCAAGAAGCAGCAGCCCGGUCACUGUGUACGUGGAGCUCCCCUGCAUCAUUGAACAAGCUUUGUCCACAAUUGCCUGGGAUGAUUUGGAGGACUGUGCGUCUGUGGUGAGGCAGGAGAGGAACUCCAUCGGCUCCCAGGUGAAUGAAUCUGAUCCAGAUGACCAAGACUUUGGAGAUUAUGCUCUGGACUUCAUGGCAGAUUCUCCUGCCACGCUGGAGAGCAGUCUGUCUCCGGCUGAGCUGGUACCGUUUCAGGGAUGUGUCAUACCGCCGCUCACCCCUCAGCGGGACUUCUCUCCAGAGCACAGUCUGGUGGACUCAUCCACAGAAACAGGCAACCAGGAUGGAGCUCCCUGGAGGGACAUGGCCCAGUGCCAUGGCAGGGCUCUGGGACACUCCAUAGCAGCCAAUGAACAGCUCCAUGAGACUCUGCACAGACAACAGGAGGCGAUCGACUCCCUUGAAGAGAGGAACAUUCACCUCAGGCAGCUGGCCAGUCGAGCCAAACACCUGGCAUUGGUGCUCGAGAAGCUGAUGACAGUCAGAGACCCCAGUGGCAGAGAACCAGCGAUGCCUUGCGGCGAUAAACCCUCCCUGAGUCCCUGUAAGCGGCAGCGCCUGGACGAAGGCUAUGAAACAGAGUCCGGUGACUCGGUGGAGGACAUGCUGAGGGACGUCAGCACUCGCUGCAACGCCGUCCUGCACGGCACCGCCGCAGCACCGGGGCUGCAGCAGGAAUCAGAGACCAUACGCAUGUUCGGUGCGUUCUCAGGCCUGCAGACGACCAAAGACAGCAGCGUGACUGUUGACGGAGCCGAGGCUGAGAGCGUGUCAUCCUUCAGAACCUCCGUUAGGGAACACUGCACCAUAAGGACUCAGGUCUUCCCUCAUGGACACGCUUUUACCUCCAGGUCUCAGCAAGGUGGAUACCGCUUCCGCUGGGUUCCCAAGCACAGCUGA
Stegastes partitus (bicolor damselfish) is the source of this 969-nucleotide messenger RNA. It is a transcript of the gene mcidas, whose product is annotated as multiciliate differentiation and DNA synthesis associated cell cycle protein. The record is from RefSeq and is a predicted model, not a curated record. The transcript is spliced from 6 exons. NCBI's taxonomy places the organism in Eukaryota, Metazoa, Chordata, Actinopteri, Pomacentridae. Bases 1 to 969 code for a protein of 322 amino acids. Gene Ontology annotation, cellular component: nucleus. Gene Ontology annotation, biological process: negative regulation of DNA replication; negative regulation of cell cycle.